Molecule: messenger RNA, 2307 nt
Organism: Oreochromis aureus
Lineage: Eukaryota; Metazoa; Chordata; Actinopteri; Cichliformes; Cichlidae
Exons: 9
Coding region: 370-993 (207 amino acids)
Source: RefSeq, a predicted model, not a curated record
AGCCUAAACGCAGUAUCGACGUGUUAAAGCGAAUAAAAAGCUACCAACGGGAAGAAGAAGAGACAACAGGAGUAUGAACUUGAUCUUUUACUGAUCAUCAGUUGAUAGAAUUGAUGUGAUAGAAAGUGGACAGAUCGCCGAUCGCUCUCCUACAAACAAGAAGGAGAUUUAAACCGACAGUGAGUACAUGACCUUGAUGUCCCUUUGAGGCCUUCUGAAUUCACUUCAUUUAAUUUUCUGGUCAGUGAGUGUAAUGCACCCAGUAAAGUCAACAGGAAAACUUUACAUGUUCUUCCACAGUCGUAGAGAGGAGCUCAUGGUUCGUAGAGACAGCUGCCACAGACGGAGAAACACAAGAACAGAGAGAAGAUGAUCAGGAUCCUUCUGUUUCUCAGCCUGGCGUCCUCUGUCUGGACGUUUGUUUUGAAAAGGACUCCGACUGUCUUUGAGGCCAAAGAGGACGACAACAUCACCAUCAGCCUGGACAGUCAGCUCCAAGCUGACGUGUCUCUGGCUGACAUGAUGUGUGUUUUCCACUCAGACGUCACUAAGAUUUUGUUUAAAAUGAUCAGAGGAGUGGAGGACUCUGAAUCUCAGGAUGAGCAGUUUGCAGGACGAGUUCAGACUGACAGAGACGCUCUGAGAGGAGGACGAAUCAGACUUCAUCUGUCCAGAGUCACAGCUGAAGACUCUGGAAGCUACAGGUGUGACGUGGCUGCUGACUACGACAACAGCCUGAAGAAAUGGAGGCUCGAUACAAAUGAAAACUUUGUUUUGAGUGUGGGUCCAACCUCUGAUGGAGACAGCAGUGACGUGUCACUUAAACCUCCAAUGUUUGGACCACCAAAAGAUCCACAACUGGCAGGAAGAAGGACAAGUCAGGAGGAAACAGCUCUGUUUGUUCUGGCCGUAUUUUUAAUUAUUGCAAAUGCAGGAACCAUCAUACUUUCAAUAAAAUUUCUUCAUGAUGGUUUAAAACGAUCAACAACAUGAUGAAACGCUGCCACUGUGUCCCUGAUCAAAUGAGUCAAACCAACAGCGACUUUCUUACCUGCUCCAGUUAUGCUACAGUUAAAAACAAACAAACAGCAGCAAAAAAAAGCUCACUAUAAGAAAAUUUACCUGUUAGUGCCAAAAAAAAAUUACACUUGAAAGAUGAAAAAUGACAAAAAAAGAAAAUCAGAGAUGUUAAAAUGCUGAUUCUUUGCUUUUGAAAAUCUUUUUCAGUAUUUGUUUAUUUUUGUAAAAUGAGCUUUUGAACUAAGAGUUGAUAGAAAUUAGAUUUCAGAAGCAAAUAAUUAUUGAUGUAGUGAGUUAUGGUGUAAUUUCCCCAUAUAUAUUGCAUAUGCAGUAUGAUGUAUUUUUUUCACUUAAAAAUACUCAAAUGAAGAUCAUUGUAUAUCAUGGGGGCAACAGCUGUGGGUCUUUAAGGAAGAAAGAACAGAAUAGCCUGUUCACUAAUAUUCUGUACCAUCUCUUCAAAGUCCUUCUUUUCUGUGUCUAUUACCACAUUGUGUUCAUGUGCACAGAGAAAUAAUUUACUUGUUAUCAAAAGGGACUUUGACAUAUGAUUUCAUCAGUUAAAUUGCACAAGGCAUAUUGUAGAGGACACAGCAGUCAUGAGCGGCACUAAUGCUAACUUUAUUUGAAACAACUUGUUUGUAGAUAUUUUGAUUUUGUUCUUGAAAUAAUAUUUUUGACUUUUACAAAUAUUGUCUUAUUCUCAAAAUGCAAAACAUAAAAAAAGUUGUCAGUCAAGUCCCCACAGUGCUGCUUGGUAGACUGCUGCAACAGCUGCGGGCGGUGAAAUGGCUGUAAAGUGAAAUGUCUUUCACUUCUUGUUUUUCUGGUUUUUCUUUACACACUUUGCAGUCGAGACACUUUGCCAGCUGAUUGCAAACUGGUGAACUCAACCCAGAGGAAGCAAUGGAGUUUGAUGUGAUUCUUGGACAUGUUACUAUACUCAUACUUCCUGGACCACAGUGUGACCGAUCUUUUGAGUGGACAGACACAUUAAUGUGAAAGGCAAGAAGAAAGGUGUUUAAAAGGUGUUUCAAUCUGCACAUGUUUGGUCAUGAAUUGGGCAUUGAUCUGCUCACUUCAGAAUACAUCCAUAUUACUUGUUGAGGGAAUUCUCCUUUGGUUUGAUUCCUUGUUGUAUUCAUUGAACUUUGUAUUUUCAUUUCCUUUUUUUUUCUCUUGUCUAUGUAUUUUAAGUGAUGCUUUUAUGGGUAUGUUUAAUAAUUUGGCAUUUAUAACACAGUAAUUUCCCUGCUUUUGGGUUAAAUAAAGCAUAUUUUAUUUCAC